AGUUAAAGCUAGCGUCAAGGCUGGAUAGGAAACGUUCACUUUCGAAAAAAAUACAAUUAGAACAAAACAACUCAACUGAAACCUGAAGAGUAUUGAUAUUUUUAAUUAACUCUUGGAGUGCGCUCUUAAUGUUUUGUUGGUUCUUUUAGCGCUAAAAAGAAACGAAAUAUUAUCAUAAUUUAUUACUUGGAUAUAUAUACAUAUAAUUUCUUUCUAAAAUUCGAAAGCUCAUAGAGCAAUACAGACGAUUUAGAAAAACAUAAUGGUUUUUGAUACAAACCAUCCAUAUUCUCUAUCUGCUUCUGAAUAUGAGUUAGAAGAAAAAUUGGGUACUGGUUCUUUCGGAACAGUAUGGAAAGCUAAAGAGCUGUGUACUGGCAGAAUUGUUGCAAUAAAGCAGAUUGAUUUAGAAGCCAGCACGGAUGACAUAUCAGAAGUUCAGCAAGAAGUUGCAGUCUUGUCUGCUUGUGAAAAUCCCUAUAUUAUUAGAUACUAUGGUUGUUUCGUAAACGGUUAUCACCUUUGGAUCCUCAUGGAGCAUAUGGAGGGCGGUUCCGUUGCAGGCUUCUUAAAAAUUGAGCCGCUUUCCGAAGCUCAAAUUGCCAUUAUUACUAGACAGAUUCUUCAUGGACUUUGCUAUCUACAUUCCCAGAAUAAGAUACAUCGAGAUAUUAAAGCUGCGAAUCUCUUGAUGUCCGAAGAUUGCCAUGUGAAACUUGCCGAUUUCGGCGUAGCUGCUCAACUUUCUAAUGCUGCAUCAAGAAGACAUACCUUUGUUGGAACACCGUACUGGAUGGCUCCAGAGGUAAUUCAACAGGCAGAUUAUGACCAAAGUGCCGACAUCUGGUCUCUAGGAAUUACAGUAAUUGAGAUGGCCAUUGGUGCUCCUCCGCUUUCAAACAUGCAUCCAAUGAAAGCGAUCUUCAAAAUCCCCAUUCUUGAACCACCAACUCUCAAAGGCACUCAAUUCAGUGAUUUGUUACGGGAUUUUUUAAGUUGUUGUUUGCAGCACAUUCCAUCAUCACGGUGGUCGGCAGCAAAGCUAUUAACUCAUCCGUUUGUGCAAAACGCGGGAAGCAUACAUGAGUUACAUAUACUGUUAGAUAAAAGACAGGAUUACCUUGAGCAUACCAACACAAAUACCUUUUCUGAAACCGAUACUUAUUCACCACAAAGCACAAUCAGAUCUCGGGCUACCGAAACUAUUGACAAAUUUGAAGACUGGGACUUUGGCACUGUUCGUCCUCCUCAGGAAAAUACUCAAGUUUUUGAUAAAACUGUUAAGGCAACCUCAUCUACAACCAAAAAUAAUACACUUCGCUCCACGGCGAGUCCUCAGUCAUAUUCUACUAAGGAAAAAUCAGAAGACACUGUGACUAGAGUUCCAGUUUUGAAGAAACUUGGAACAAACGGGGCAGUCAAGAAAGCUUCCCAUGACACUCUUCAUGGAAUUCUUGCAAACCUUCUUUCAGAUGAGACUUUACCAGCAGAGCAGCAUAUCUAUUUAAAGCAAUUGGAUCAAGCAUGGUGCAUGCUCGAUACCUUUCUACAAAAACGAAUCAUGCGCCUACUAACUCAAGACAAACACCUCAAAGUACGACCUGGGAGAAUCGGAAGCUUACUUCUAUCAAGAUGGUUAGAAGAAACAGCUAGACGUCAAGGAGAGAUUUAAUAUUCAUAAACAAAAGGAAGGAUAAAAAAAAUAAAAAAAAGAACGGACAUAAAUGUAUUUCAUGAUAUUUCUUGACUUGCUAAAAUUUUCAUUAUUAUAAACCGCUUGGACUACCAUUAAUUCGCAUCAUAUACAACGCCAUCUGAAAUAUAAAACGUAAUUAAGGUGUCUGAAGAGACUUAAGAACUUCAACCACAUCCCAAUCUGUUUUGUUAAGCAUUUCAAUAGCAGUAUCAUAACCAACGUUAGCCAACGAUGCUACAUAUGCAGUCCUGUAAUUGUUAGUAAGCGUAUCACAGUUAUAAGCGCGUACUUGGUAUC
Molecule: messenger RNA, 1993 nt
Organism: Schizosaccharomyces japonicus yFS275
Lineage: Eukaryota; Fungi; Ascomycota; Schizosaccharomycetes; Schizosaccharomycetales; Schizosaccharomycetaceae
Product: STE/STE20/YSK protein kinase Sid1
Exons: 2
Coding region: 263-1672 (469 amino acids)
Biological process (GO): septation initiation signaling; fungal-type cell wall organization; regulation of mitotic cytokinesis
Cellular component (GO): meiotic spindle pole body; new mitotic spindle pole body
Molecular function (GO): ATP binding; nucleotide binding; protein serine/threonine kinase activity
Source: RefSeq, a predicted model, not a curated record